Molecule: messenger RNA, 2892 nt
Organism: Trachemys scripta elegans
Lineage: Eukaryota; Metazoa; Chordata; Testudines; Emydidae
Gene: MPP2
Product: membrane palmitoylated protein 2
Exons: 9
Coding region: 132-1694 (520 amino acids)
Cellular component (GO): cell-cell junction; plasma membrane
Molecular function (GO): protein binding
Source: RefSeq, a predicted model, not a curated record
CCAUCGCCUGGGCGGGCGAGCUGUCAGGGCAGCGGGAUCCGGAGACGGUCGCCGUGGCAGCCAGCUCGGGUACCCGCGUCUCUGAGCAGCAGUGUGGAAAAGCCUGUCUCUGAGCAUCCCUGACCGCAGCCAUGAGCAGCAGCCCCGCCAGUGGCGUCUCCUUAGAGGGGAUCUCGCUGGAUUCCUCGGAGGAGUCCGAGCUCCGCAGGGAAGCCAUGCAGCAGGUGCUGGACAACCUGAGCGACCUGCCCAACGCCACCGGGGCGGCCGACCUGGAUCUCAUCUUCCUCCGCGGCAUCAUGGAGAGUCCAAUAGUAAGAUCCUUGGCUAAGGCUCACGAGCGCCUGGAGGAGACCAAGCUGGAGGCCGUGAGGGACAAUAACGUGGAGCUGGUGCAGGAGAUCCUGCAGGACAUCGCCCACGUCGCCGGGAGCAACAGCGCGGCCGCCGAGCUGGCAGGCAUCCUGCAGGAGCCCCACUUCCAGUCUCUCCUGGAAACCCACGACUCGGUGGCCUCCAAGAGCUACGAGACGCCCCCACCCAGCCCCCUCCUGGACCCCAUGUUCAACAACCAGCCGGUGCCGCCGGAUGCCGUGCGCAUGGUGGGGAUCCGCAAGACGGCCGCAGAGCACCUGGGCGUGACCUUCCGGGUGGAGCGGGGCGAGCUGGUGGUUGCCCGCAUCCUGCACGGCGGCAUGAUCGACCAGCAGGGCCUGCUGCACGUGGGCGACGUCAUCAAGGAGGUGAACGGCAAGGAGGUGGGCAACGACCCCAAGGUGCUGCAGGAGAUGCUGAAGAACGCCACUGGCAGCGUGGUUCUCAAGAUCCUACCCAGUUACCAGGAGCCUCCCCUGCCCCGGCAGGUGUUUGUGAAGUCCCACUUUGACUACGACCCGGCCAGCGAUAACCUCAUCCCCUGCAAGGAGGCAGGGUUAAAAUUCACGGCCGGGGACCUGCUGCAGAUCGUCAACCAGGACGACCCCAACUGGUGGCAGCUGAUCCCCCGGCUCGAUCCCAGAGUUGGGGGGUGUCUGGAGCUGGGCUUCUGGUUCUGCCCAUCACAGGGAGGUUCCCAGAGCGUGGCACUGGCUCUCUGGGUUCCCGGAGUUGGGAGGUGUUUGGGUCUGAAGGUUCGGUCCCCUCUCCGGUCGUUCUGUAACUCGCGCUUACUGUGCCCCUUGGCAGACACUUCGCGGAAGCCCAAGGACCAGGAGAGGAACGGCCAGGUCUACUGCUUCGUGUCGCGGGGGGAGAUGGAGGCGGACAUCAAGGCUGGCCGCUACCUGGAGCACGGGGAGUAUGAGGGGAACCUCUACGGCACCAAGAUCGACUCCAUCCAUGAGGUGGUGGAGUCCGGCAAGAUGUGCAUCCUGGAUGUGAACCCGCAGGCGGUGAAGGUGCUGAGAACAGCCGAAUUCGUCCCCUACGUGGUCUUCAUCGAAGCCCCGGACUAUGAGACGCUCCGAGCCAUGAACAAGGCGGCACUGGAGAGCGGCGUGGCCACGAAGCAGCUCACGGAGGCGGAUCUGAAGCGGACGGUGGAUGAGAGCUGCCGCAUCCAGCGUGGCUACGGGCACUACUUCGACCUCAGCCUGGUCAACGACAACCUGGAGUGGACAUUCCAGCAGCUGCAGGAGGCCCUGGAGAGGCUGCGGGCAGAGCCCCAGUGGGUCCCCGUCAGCUGGGUUUACUAGGACGACAUGCUGGGAGGGAAGGCCUCCCCACCCUGCCCCCACGCGGAGGGCACUGCCGACCCGCCUCCCCUCCGCCCUCCCUCCUGCACAAACCACGACGUCUCAAAGCCAAGGAACCCGGAUCCCCUGCCUGCGUUCCAGUCCUGUCUUCAGGAGAGUAGGGGGCGGCGAGGCAGGGAACUGGGUGCUUGUUGAACGUCCCCUUCCCCCUCCCCCAGAGUUUUACCCAACUUUGCCAGAGUUAGAGAGUUUCUUGCAGGCAUUCCUGAGGGGCACCCCCAGUGGAGGACCCUUCUCUGCCCUGGACACAUGGCUGGGGGGCAGUGACCCUCCAUUUCCUCCCAGGAAGGGUUAGGGUGGCCAUGGGGAGGGUUGAGAGAGCAGCCCAAGGCAGGGCAGUGCCCAGGAUACCAAGCACAGCCACUUUAGUGCUCAGAGUGGGCACCGGGUCCCCCUUCAAGCCAGCCCAGGGCUGUGCCUGGGGCCAGAUCCCGGCAGCCGGCAGAGGGAGGUGGGCAUGAGGAGGGCAGCAUGAAGCAUGCCGCCGGAGGUGCACAGAUCUGGGGAUGGCAGCUGGCACCUCCCUCCAUCCCUGCGCAUUUCUCCCUUCCUCACCCAGCUGCCCGCUCCAUGCCCAGGCUGCAUCCGCCUUCCCGGUCCAGCCUGAGCUGAGAGGUGCCUGCCACCACCUCCAGCAGCUCCCUGCAAGACCCCUUUGCAGCCUGGAGGCAGCUCGGGGCAUCUGUCCCCACUGGCCUAGGCCAGGGGAAAUCUCGACAGGGACCAACCGGCUCAGGAACAGAGGCGUUCCUGGCCAGCUUUCUUCAUCGUUCCCCACAAGGCCAGCGGGGUGGGGACGAGGGUGUGGGGGGGUUCGGAGCCCAUCACCUCCCUGGGCUAGAGCAUCAGAUUCUCCCUUAACCCGUCUCUGGGGUUCGGGGCAGGAGGCGUGUCCACUGAUGGGCUCGGUGGGCUUCUUGGAUAAACCUUAGAGACUAACUCACUAAUUCCCCACCGAGAAUCCGCAGCUGCUCCCCAGCAAAGACUGAUUUGUUAUUUCGGGGCUGGCUGGCCGGGGGAGGGGGGGGGGGGGAAUUUCGGAGGAAACGACUGGCAAGUUUGGUGCCACGGGAGAUCAAGCCCCUCCCAGGACCACCGGAGCACGAUACAAAAAUCAGCAGGGUUCCGAUGCCCUACC